CGAAAAAAUUAAAUGACAUAGUAGAAUUUUCGUAGGCAGUUUUCAUAUUCAGUUCUUAUUAAAAAAUUAUAUGCGCUGAUGAAAAAUAAGAAGAUAUUAGUUACAGGUGCCGGGCAAGGAAUCGGUAACGCCUUAUGCAAACAACUUGCUAAUGCCGGGGCGUGUGUUAUCGGUGUAGGACGUAACCAUUUAGAGCAGUUAAAGGCAGAUUGUCCUUCCAUUGAAACUAUAAAAGUUGAUCUAAGCGAUUGGCAAAAAACCCGUGACGCCUUGGCUUCGGUUGUUCAAUUGGAUGGUCUAGUCAAUAAUGCGGGCGUGGCUUAUAUUAAACCUUUUUUGGAAUUAACAGAAGAAGAUUUUGAUAACACUUUUGAUGUAAACAUUAAAGCUGCAUUUAAUGUAACUCAGAUCCUAUUACCCCAACUAAAAGAUGGUGGCAGCAUAGUGAUGGUUUCUUCAUUGGCAGCAUCACGUUCUUUUCAUGGUCAUGCCGUGUACAGCGCUACUAAAGCAGCUUUGGAUUCUUUAACGCGAUCGUUAGCUUUAGAAUUGGGACCGCGCAAAAUUCGUGUGAAUUCGGUCAAUCCCACAGUUGUAUUAACAAAAAUGGGUCGUCAAAACUGGAGCGAUCCGACAAAAGCAGAACCCCUCCUUGGUCAUAUACCACUGAAACGCUUUUGUGAAGUUGACGAAGUGGUUGCUACUAUCAUCUAUUUACUUGGCAGCCAAUCAAGUUUUGUAAACGGUCAUCAUUUAAAUUUGGAAGGCGGCUAUUCGGUAUCGUAACGACCAUAUAAGAUUAUGUUUGACUAAAUUGUUUCUUUUUACCUUUUUUUUUUUUUUAAUUAAACAAAAUUUUGAAUAUUGAAAUUUGAAUACAUUUCGCACAUAUGUUAAACAUUAGCAUAAUCUGUAAUGUAUAGAUAAUUGAAGCAAUGUUAAACCUAAACCUAAAAAGGGACUAUGAUUGGAUUGAUUGACACGAGUUUGUCAUAAACGCUUGAUUAAAAGAGACUGUUAUAUUAUACUACUAUCGCGUAUUCCCAAUUAUAUAUACAUUUAUAUA
Molecule: messenger RNA, 1066 nt
Organism: Glossina fuscipes
Lineage: Eukaryota; Metazoa; Arthropoda; Insecta; Diptera; Glossinidae
Product: L-xylulose reductase
Exons: 3
Coding region: 79-786 (235 amino acids)
Biological process (GO): xylulose metabolic process; glucose metabolic process
Molecular function (GO): carbonyl reductase (NADPH) activity; L-xylulose reductase (NADPH) activity
Source: RefSeq, a predicted model, not a curated record